AUGCCUGAAGCGGAGUAUGAUGAAGAGAUCGAGAAGAGGUUCGCCGAGGCGGAGAGCAGACUCAGCGCGCAUGACGAAUUCUACCAGCAUGAGGCAUUUAAACGUAGACAACCCUCCCAAUUGGAUCUUGGUCCCGCCCCCAGACCCCUCCCGCUGGCAGCCACUACUUCCGAGGACAUUCGCUACGUAAGGGAGAAAUGGGACGAACGACAUAAAUAUUUGCCCCGAUACAAGAAAAAGGACGUUAUGGAAGACUUCAAGGAAAUUGAACGGCAGAUUGAUAGAUUGGAAGAAGAGCACGAUAUUUCAGCAUUGAAGAUGUCUCAAAUUGCAUAUGAUGAAGAGAUCGAGCACAAGUUUACCAACGCGAAGCGCAGACUUCAAGUGAUCAACAAGUUCUUCCCACUAUCCAGGGAGGAGAACCUGCGAGGGGUACCCGAAUUGUCAUCUUUUUGGAGGGAUCCAUAUUCGGCUUCAGAAUACUUCCAUUGCUUAAGAGAGGAGUGGGACGAACGACAUAGGUUCUUCAGCCGGUUGAGGAGAAAUGCUAUGAUGGAGAAACUCAAGGACCUUGAAGAUAUGAUCCUCGUGCUAGAACGAGCUGCCUCGAGGGAGACAGAAAGAGAAUGGAAUAGGGCAAUGGAAAGAAACCGAAGAAGAGAAGAGAGAGCAGGCUAUCGAUCUCCGCCACCGUACAGUGAGAGGUGA
Molecule: messenger RNA, 708 nt
Organism: Mollisia scopiformis
Lineage: Eukaryota; Fungi; Ascomycota; Leotiomycetes; Helotiales; Mollisiaceae
Exons: 2
Coding region: 1-708 (235 amino acids)
Source: RefSeq, a predicted model, not a curated record